This is a messenger RNA of Triticum dicoccoides, 5138 nucleotides long. RefSeq names its product receptor-like serine/threonine-protein kinase SD1-7. Gene Ontology annotation, cellular component: plasma membrane. Lineage: Eukaryota; Viridiplantae; Streptophyta; Magnoliopsida; Poales; Poaceae. The coding region runs from base 79 to 4965 and encodes 1628 amino acids. The transcript is spliced from 14 exons. Gene Ontology annotation, biological process: recognition of pollen; protein phosphorylation. Gene Ontology annotation, molecular function: protein serine/threonine kinase activity; ATP binding. The record is from RefSeq and is a predicted model, not a curated record.
UAUUUGAACCCUCCAAGCAUCUUCAUAGUAUCUAUCUACUUGCUCUGCUCUUCAUAACCAUAUGCAGAAGAAGGCCUGAUGGGCAUGAACCUCCUCCCCGUUUUCAUCCUCCUGUUAUUGAUUUGGUUCUGCAACUCCGAUGACCGCCUUACACCGGCAAAGCCACUCUCCAAUGGCGACAUGCUCAUCUCAGAUGGUGGCAUCUUUGCUCUUGGUUUCUUCUCCCUGGCAAACCCAACAGAAAACUCAUAUGUCGGCAUAUGGUACCACAACAUCCCCGUCCGGACAUAUGUGUGGGUCGCUAACCGCGACAAUCCGAUCACCGGCAGUUCUUCAGGUAAGUUGGUUCUGACCACCGGCUCUGACCUUGUCUUAUCGGACUCCAAAGGCCACACUUUUUGGACAACGAUGAACAACAUCACCACCAGAGACAUCAAAACUGAUGCUAUACUGCUGGACACCGGGAACCUGGUCAUCAGGUUGCCAAAUGGCGAAGAUAUAUGGCAGAGCUUCCAUCACCCAACCGACACCAUCCUCCCAAAUAUGAGUUUACCACUGAGCAACAACACCAACCUCUCCAUGCACCUGGUCGCCUGGAGGGGCCCUGAUGACCCAUCCACAAGUGACUACUCCUUGGGUGGGGACUUGAGCCUCCAGCUCAUCGUCUGGAAUAGGACGACGCCAUACUGGCGAAGAGCUGCGUUGGAUGGUGUAUUGGUCUUCGGCACGUAUGAGAGAAAAUCAGGUCCCAUAGUGUCCCAAACGACUGUCAAUAGAGGGGGUGAGUUCUACUUGACAUUGACCGUCUCCGACGGCUCACCAAGCUUCCGCAUGAUGCUGCACCACACGGGCAUGAUGAAAUUCCUGGCGUGGAACAACUACUCAUUAUCUUGGGAAGUAUUUUUUGAGCGCCCAGGUCCUAACUGUGAUCCCUACGCCUCAUGUGGCCCGUUCGGCUAUUGUGAUGACACACAGACAGUUGCGACAUGCAAGUGCCUCGAUGGAUUUGAAACUGAUGGUCUUAACUUUUCCCUAGGAUGUCAGAGAAAGAAGGAGGUGCAUUGUGGUCGAGGAGAUAGUUUCAUUACCUUGCGUAACAUGAAGCUGCCUGACAAGUUCUUGUACGUCAGGAAUAGAAGCUUCGACCAAUGCGCAGCAGAAUGCAGUCGUAACUGCUCAUGCACUGCAUACGCUUACGCUGACCUGAGUAGUCUCGGCAUGACUGUAGACCAUUCGAGGUGCUUAGUCUGGAUGGGUGAGCUUGUUGACAUGAAGAAGCGUGGUGAUGGUCUUGGGGAGAAUAUGUACCUCCGGAUUCCCAGCUCAUCUGUCAGUAAGAUGACAGGUGCACUCAAGAUUGCACUCCCAGUCAUGGCAAGUCUGCUGAUACUUGUGUGCAUUUGUCUUGUCUGGAUACGCAAGUCGAGAGGCAAGUACCAUACCAAGGGACCCAUGAAUUUUGUGAUGCCAAAACAACUGAGCAAUUCCGAUGAACUAUAUGAUGAGAAUUCAGAAUAUCUGUGGAUUAGCUUCAAAGACAUCUUCCCUGCUACAGGUGGUUUCUCUGACUCCAAUGUGCUUGGAAAAGGAGGCUUUGGCAUAGUAUACAAGGGGACACUGGAAGGUGGCAAGGAAGUUGCUGUUAAAAGGCUUACCAAGUAUUCUGACCAAGGAAUGGAGCAUUUGAGAAAUGAAGUAGUUCUCAUCUCAAAAGUGCAGCACAGAAACUUAGUUAGACUUCUUGGUUACUGUAUUCAUGGAGCUGAGAAGCUUCUUAUUUAUGAAUACUUACCCAACAAAAGCUUAGACUACUUCCUGUUUGAUGAUGCUAAAAGGCCUAUGCUUGAUUGGCCAACAAGGUUUAGCAUAAUCAAAGGGGUAGCUAGAGGACUUAUGUACCUCCACCAUGAUUCAAGAAUGACGAUAAUCCACAGAGAUCUCAAAGCAAGCAACAUCUUAUUGGAUGUGGAGAUGAGACCCAAAAUAUCGGAUUUUGGAACGGCAAGGAUUUUUGGUGAUAACCAGCAACAAGCGAAUACUAGGCAUGUUGUCGGGACAUACGGUUACAUGUCGCCUGAAUAUGCGAUGGAAGGCAUUUUUUCUGUCAAGUCUGAUGCGUAUAGCUACGGUGUCUUGCUUCUGGAGAUUGUAAGUGGGUUAAAGAUCAGCUCGCCACGUCACCUUAUAAUGGAUUUUCCAAACCUUAUAGAUUAUGCAUGGAACUUCCUGAAAGAAGGAAAAUCCGAGGAUUUCCUAGACACAGUGCUUCUGGAGAGCUGCUCACUGCAUCAAGUGUCUCUGUGCAUCCAUAUUGGCCUUUUGUGUGUCCAAGACUGCCCAAGUACCAGGCCACUAAUGUCGUUAGUCGUGUCUAUGCUGGACAACGAGGCCAUGCCACUCACGACACCAGAGCAGCCUUUAUAUUCCGUCAGGAGGAAACAUGCUGCAGAAGAAGCAAGGGAGAACUCUGUCAACAAUGCAAGCCUGACGACGCUAGCAGGGCGCAUAGGUAUGACUCCCCUCCCAGUUUUCGUCCUCCUGUCAUUGGUUUGUUUCUGCAUAUCCGAUGACCGCCUUACACCCGCAAAACCGCUCAAUGCCGAAGACAAGCUCGUUUCGAGCAGCGGUGUCUUUGCUCUUGGCUUCUUCACCCCGGCAAACUCAACUGCGGACACAUACGUCGGCAUAUGGCACAACAAGAUUCCCCAGCGCACUUAUGUGUGGGUUGCUAACCGCGACAACCCAAUCAAGAAUGGUCCUCCUGGGAAGCUGGUUAUGAGCAGCAACUCUGACCUUGUCUUGUCUGACUCCCAAGGCCACACUCUCUGGACAACUACGAACAACUUCACAUCUGCAACCACGGGAACUGCUGCUAUACUGUUUGACUCCGGAAACUUGGUCAUCCGGUUGCCGAACAGCACAUACAUAUGGCAGAGCUUCGAUUACCCAACUGACACCGCCCUCCCUCACAUGGUUUUACCACUGAGCACAAAUGAUGGUAUCUUGAGGCGCCUCGUUGCUUGGAAGGGCCCUGAUGACCCGGGCACCAGCGACUACUCCAUGGGUGGUGACUCCAGCUCAGACCUCCAGGUUGUCAUCUGGAAUGGGACGAGACCAUAUUGGCGCAGAUCAGCGUGGGAUGGGUCAUUGGUCUCUGCCCUGUAUCUAAGCAUUACUGGCUUCAUCUUAACUGAAACAAUUGUCGACAGAGGGGGUGAGUUAUACAUGACAUUCACCGUCUCCGAGGGAUCACCAAGCCUGCGCAUGAUGCUGGACUACAAGGGCACUUUUAAAUUUCUCGCGUGGAACAGCAACUCAUCAUCAUGGGAGGCUUUCAUAGAGCAUCCUAGUCCUAUCUGUGAACGCUACGCCUAUUGCGGACCAUUUGGCUACUGUGAUACCGCUGAAACAGUUCCGAAAUGCAACUGCCUCAGUGGAUUUGAGCCUGAUGGCGUUAACUUCUCCAGAGGGUGUCGGAGAAAGGAGGAUCUGAAAUGUGGUAAUGACGAUAUUUUCUCGACCCUGAGAGGUAUGAAGACACCUGACAAGUUCUUGUAUGUCAGGAAUAGAAGCUUUGACCAAUGCACAGAAGAGUGCAAACGCAAUUGUGCUUGCUCCGCAUAUGCUUAUGCUAACCUGAAUAAUGGAAGUGGGGCUGCGGACCAGUCAAGGUGCUUAAUUUGGUUGGGAGGACUUGUCGACACGGCGAAAUUUCGUGAUGGUGGUGGUGGUGAGGACCUGUACCUCCGCCUUGCCAGUUCAACAGUUGAUAAGGAGAUUAAUGUAUUGAAGAUUAUACUCCCAAUAGUGGCUAGUCUGUUGAUACUCGCAUCCAUCUGCCUUGUGUGGAUAUGCAAGUCAAGAGUGUCAGGUAAACGACGAAUCAAGGAGAUUAAGAACAAACAUACACGACAGCACUUGCAAAAUUCCAAAUUGAACGAACUUGAGAAUGAAAGUAUAGACCUUCCAUAUAUCUGCUUUGAAGACAUUGUUACUGCAACAGACAAUUUCUCAGACUACAAAUUGCUUGGGAAAGGUGGCUUUGGAAAAGUUUACAAGGGACUAUUAGGAGGUGCUGGCAAGGAAGUUGCUGUCAAAAGGCUUAGUAAAAGUUCCGGCCAAGGGGCCGACGAGUUCAGAAAUGAAGUUGUUCUAAUUGCCAAAUUACAGCAUAGAAACUUAGUUAGACUUUUUGGUUACUGCACUCAUGAAGAUGAGAAGUUAUUGAUAUAUGAAUACUUACCUAACAAAAGCUUGGAUGCCUUCCUUUUUGAUGCAACAAGAAAUUCUGUGCUUGAUUGGCUGACUCGGUUCAAGGUAAUUAAAGGGAUAGCGAGGGGGCUUCUUUAUCUCCACCAAGAUUCAAGGUUAACAAUAAUUCACAGGGAUCUCAAAGCAAGCAAUGUCUUGUUAGAUGCAGAAAUGAACCCUAAAAUAUCAGAUUUUGGUAUGGCAAGGAUAUUUGGAGGAAAUGAGCAACAAGCGAACACUAUCUGCAUUGUUGGGACGUAUGGUUACAUGUCUCCUGAAUAUGCAAUGGAAGGUUCCUUUUCUGUCAAGUCUGACACGUAUAGCUUUGGCGUUCUACUGUUGGAGAUUGUAAGCGGGUUAAAGAUCAGUUCAGCCCAUUUCAUGACAGACUUUACAAACCUUAUAGCUUACGCCUGGAGCUUAUGGAAAGAUGGAAAUGCAAGAGAAUUGGUGCACUCGUCCAUUGUGGAGAACUGUCCACUUCAUGAAGUUCUACGAUGUAUUCAUAUAGGUCUCUUGUGUGUUCAAGACAAUCCAAAUGCCAGGCCGCUCAUGUCAUCCACUGUGUUCAUGCUAGAAAAUGAAACGGCCCCGCUUCCUACUCCGAAGGAGCCUCUAUACUUUAGGCGACGAUAUGAUGAGGUUGAAGACCAAAGAGAUACCAUGGGAAUAACCCUGAAUAAGAUGACUAUCACUAUGCAAGAGGGGCGUUAGAUGUUUAAUUCAUUGUUCUUCUUUUUUGUAAACUUCUCUAGUUUGUACAGGUGAACAGUUCAGCAAUUUAUCUUCCUAUGGACAAAUAAACAAUCUAUUGAGUACAUUGUAAUCCUGGUUGUGGUUUAUUUUCUUAGAUGGUUUCCAUGUUUGGAAUUUCCCUAUUUUGCUCA